AGAUCAUCCACUUCCUCCGCACCCGGGCGCACCCCGUCAUGGCCAAGCAGACCCCGGUGCUGCCCCCCACCAUCACCGACCAGAUCCGCCUGUGGGAGCUGGAGCGGGAUCGGCUGCGCUUCUCCGAGGGGGUCCUGUACAACCAGUUCCUGUCGCAGGUGGAUUUCGAGGUGCUGCGGGACCACGCGCGGGCACUGGGGGUGCUGGUUUUCGAGAACCCCUCCCGGCGGCUGAUGGUGGUGACCCCCGGCGGGCACCCCGACGUCAAACGCUUCUGGAAGAGGCAGAAACACAGCGCUUAACAUUGGGGACCCCCGGGGGGGGACCCCCGGGAGGGAACCCCCAGCACCCCCAGACUCCCCUGCACGCACAUGAGGGCAGUCGGUUUUGGGGUGCCCUGAUUGCGGGGUGACCGGGCACCCCCCAC
Egretta garzetta (little egret) is the source of this 427-nucleotide messenger RNA. RefSeq names its product general transcription factor IIH subunit 4 (gene GTF2H4). The transcript has 3 exons. Gene Ontology annotation, cellular component: transcription factor TFIIH core complex; transcription factor TFIIH holo complex. NCBI's taxonomy places the organism in Eukaryota, Metazoa, Chordata, Aves, Pelecaniformes, Ardeidae. The coding region runs from base 39 to 302 and encodes 87 amino acids. Gene Ontology annotation, molecular function: ATPase activator activity; double-stranded DNA binding. The record is from RefSeq and is a predicted model, not a curated record. Gene Ontology annotation, biological process: nucleotide-excision repair.